Messenger RNA from Nematostella vectensis (starlet sea anemone), 3141 nucleotides. Its product is annotated as homeobox protein orthopedia. The coding region runs from base 514 to 1293 and encodes 259 amino acids. Gene Ontology annotation, molecular function: DNA binding; DNA-binding transcription factor activity, RNA polymerase II-specific. NCBI's taxonomy places the organism in Eukaryota, Metazoa, Cnidaria, Anthozoa, Actiniaria, Edwardsiidae. The transcript has 3 exons. The record is from RefSeq and is a predicted model, not a curated record. Gene Ontology annotation, biological process: neuron differentiation; regulation of DNA-templated transcription.
AUCUAAACUAAAACACUUGAGAAAAUUUCAGAGUAACAGUUGUAAAGUGCUUCUGAUAUAUCAUACCAGAGACCCGGUGUGAGCAGAACGUAUUAUUUUCAUCAAAUUAGUCCCGAACAUAUUUAUGACAACACCUUAUUUGUGGGCGAAAUGCUAGAUUAAAACUCCUAAAUGUUCUAAUUGUUCCUAAUUCAUAGUCUUGUUCCAAACUAUGUUUACCACCGAUCUAUAAGGUUUUUACAAUUCGUAGAUUUUUCCAAAUCAUUUUAUCUUAGAAUAUCUUUCUCGUUGAGUAAUGUAAAUUGCGAUGUUUUUGUUGAGUUCCACUAAUUACCUCCCUUCAUUGAAUUCCAAAUGUUCUGUGAUGGCAUUCUACUACUGCGCGGAUAGCUAAGGCAGAGACAAAAAACAACAGUCAAUAGAAAUUGCUACCAAUUACUGGUUAUCUACUCCUGGUGUGGAGAUCACAGAGCAAGGUUCACUACUCGUUCGGUCAGUGAGGGACAACCAAGAAUGGAGAAAUACUAUAAUUCAAAAGCAGUUAGCAUUGACGGCAAGUCUUCUCCGGGUGACUUAAAGAAAAACCUGGACGAUCAGGACGACGACAGAAAGUCCACGGACAGCCAGGCAGCCAAACAGAAGCGCCACCGAACGCGAUUCACUCCCGCUCAAUUGAACGAGCUCGAGCGAUGUUUCGCCAGGACUCACUAUCCGGAUGUGUUCAUGCGAGAAGAGCUGGCAGCGCGAAUAGGACUCACGGAGUCCAGAGUGCAGGUUUGGUUCCAGAACCGCCGCGCCAAGUGGAAGAAGCGUAAGAAGACCGCGUCCAUUUUGCGUCCGCCCGCACCCAUUCUGCCAUCCCACAUGGCACAGGGUUACAACGCCGGCCCGAUUGGUGACACUCUCUGCACAUUCCACAACGAUCACCGCUGGCCACCUACGGUCACGGCCACCAUGCCGACAAUGGCUCCAGGCCCCUCUCCAUCACUGCCCCUGUCGCCCCCACAUCACCCGUUCACGCAGGCGCACGAGGUUUUACAGCAAUCCUACCCACUCCAGUCCCCCCUUCAGCGCUCUCACCUUUCAAUGGCUAUCCAGCAGCAGAGCAGUCAGCAAUCGCAGCAGAACUACCAACAGCCGUACGUGUCGAGAGAAAUGACCAUAUCCUCGUCGCCCACGCUCCAGGACAUCCAGUGCAACAUCAACGGCGGUGAGCAAUGGCGGGGGACAAGCAUCGCGAGCUUGCGCAGAAAAGCACUCGAGCACCAGGCCACGCUCGUGUACAGCAGAUAGAGGCAAACCUAGGGGAGGGAUGGGACAGGCAUUAAGCAGGGGAACGAGGGUGUAGAAAGGCACUCAAACAAACCGAGAAGGGAGAAUGGGAAGCGUCAAGAGUGGGUGGGACUCUUUAUACGGCGGUUUAUCCCAUAGCAUAACUUUCAUAGGAUAAAGAAUACUUCCAGCACGAAGACAUUUACGAGAUAAAUUAUGUAGGAAAGUAGGGUGGGGGUAGGGGGCGGGGAUGGCAAGCAUGUCCGUGCUAGAGGUGGAUUUCCAGUAUUGUUUCAUACAUUUUACAGUGUAUUUCCAGUAUUUUUUCAUACAUUAUACAGUAUGUUUCCAGUAUUGUUUCAUACAUCAUACAGUGUAUUUCCAGUAUUGUUUCAUAAAUCAUACAUCUACUCUGUCGAUAUUAGAGUGCAUGGCCUUGUUUACUGGCAUUUGUCAUAUUGACUCACAAUACCAGAGGCUUGAGUUUUAUAGCAAGAUAAACAACAAUGCAAAUAAGAACUUUUUAACUAGCGGAAAAGAAAACCUAUUGAGGCUAAAACGUUAACGAUUACUUAAGUUCCGGCUAUUUUAAGCUUUUCUUUUUUCUGGAAACGCAUCAAAGUUUAUCCUAUUACUUUUAUCUAUCAUGUCAAUUUGUUAUGCCUACCUUUAUAGCUUGCCAGCGCUCAGGAAAAGAAAAAUCGAGGUUUAAAGUAUUAUGCCCACAAUCGCAAUUUUUGCCGAUGGAAUACCUUGCAUUGCAUCGCCCACAUGGUUCAACUUUCGCGAUUCUAAAGUAUUUUCUUAUCGUUGUUUUAGGUGUUUCAACCAGAGGGCUAUGGACUCGAUUCUGACCCCCUGCAGCGGCGGCAAGCCCUGGAUUUAAGUAAAAUACUCAUAGAUGGCUAUAAAUAUCAUAAACCAAUUCAAUUGAUUUAUCUGUAAUAUAGCGAAGCGAAUUGUACAAUGCGUUAUUCCAGAAAAAUAUCCCUAAACUUCUGCCGUAUGGAUGGCACAAACGAAGUAGUAUCCACUUGGCCAAACAUAGAAGCACGGAAGGAUAUUUUUCUGUAAAUACGCUAUAUUUGUAAACUGGUCAAAAAUUGUUUAUAAAACCGGUUUGGAAAGUUGAUAGGCUCGGGGUAUUUAACAUACAAGGGUAAAAUACUGUAAAAAUAACAGUUAAGCCAAUUGUCCAAUAACAAUUUGCAAAGUUUUGUUUGCAUCUUCUACUGUGACUUAGGGAGUAAACGGACAUUGUCCGGUAAUUGGCUCAGUGCGAGACAAUUAUGCAAAAGACCAAAAUAAAGAGUUACUCAUUGUUUGUGAUUACAUUACCGGACAAUGUCCGGUAAUCUACUGUCGUCCGGUCCAGUGCUUAAGGUCAAGGUAAAGAGUUCUUCAUUGUUUGUAUGUAUAUUUCCAUGAGAGCGGAUAAAAAUGAUAAUGAAAAUAUCGCUGGCUAGAAAUCCAAGCGAUAUAUGCAUGGCCUUUUUUUCAUGGGUCAGUUAAAAACAGAGACAACCAAUUAGAAAAUUGUAGAGGUUUAGAUCAUUCGAGUUCGGAAUUUAUUUAUUAUUUUAGUUUCUAGAUAAUCCCAUUAAAAUCAUUACGAACUCUUAACAGAGUCAAAGAAUGAAUAGCGACAAGACGUUUUCUCUUUAAGAAAGAAAAAACCCGCCAUAUGUUAAAAGAUGCUCCUGACAAAACGGUUGUAACGAAGGAAAAAAACAACAUGAAAACCAAAUUCAUCGCUAGUAUAGUUAUCAAACAGUUUAGAAUAUGUUAUUUAUUAUUUGUUUGUACAUUACCUUUAUCAAGACGAAGUAUAAAUAUUCGUUGGCUCUAUUAAAAACAAAAAAUUGAACA